Molecule: messenger RNA, 1524 nt
Organism: Ceratosolen solmsi marchali
Lineage: Eukaryota; Metazoa; Arthropoda; Insecta; Hymenoptera; Agaonidae
Product: dnaJ homolog subfamily C member 17
Exons: 8
Coding region: 520-1524 (334 amino acids)
Biological process (GO): spliceosomal complex disassembly
Cellular component (GO): spliceosomal complex
Molecular function (GO): nucleic acid binding
Source: RefSeq, a predicted model, not a curated record
AGGUAAUGUUAAUGUCUCGGUAACUUGAUAAUUUUAUGUCGAGUGUAUUACCGAGAUAUUGGAUGCUCUUCUUCGUAACGUAACGCAUAAAAAUUUGAUGAGAUUUUUUAGUAUUACGAGGAUCUUCCUGCAUAUUAAUUUUUCACCAUGAAACAUGGGGAGAAAUUUGUCAGAUGGGAGAAAAGUAACCUAGUGGCAUUUUGUUAGGUUGGGAGCUAUUGAUAAUUUGUAUUGAGUCCACCAUAAUUUAAAAUACAUUCAAAGUACAUUUCAAAUUACACAUGGGAUAAUGCAAUUCAAGAAAGCAUUGUAAAGUUACUAUAAUUAUAAUCGUAACGUAGUAUCGUUGAACUACGAUUAGAAGAAUUGUAAAUAGAACGAAAUUUCAGACUUGCAAAAGGACUUUAUUAUUAAUAUGACAUACUAUGAAUGUUUUUGUAUAGAAAUGAAAUUCAUUAUGAAGCCUGUGUGUGACGUGAAGGAUUGUAUUGUGGUCAUAAAUGUUUGUUGUAAAUUUAGAUGACAAUGGACGAUGAAAUAAUGAAAUUAGAUUUAUACGAAAUUAUUGGAACGACGAUAACAGCUGAUGAAAGUGAGAUUAAAAAAGCUUAUAGGAAAAAAGCAUUAAGCUGUCAUCCUGAUAAGAAUCCAAAUAAUCCUAAAGCUGCUGAAUUAUUUUUGCAACUUACAAGAGCAUUAGAAAUCUUAACCGAUGUUGCUGCAAGGGCUGCUUAUGAUAAAGUUAUCAAUGCAAGAGCCCAGGCAAAAGCGAGGGUCAAGGAACUAGAUGCUAAAAGAAGAAAAUUUAAAGAUGAAUUGGAAGCACGCGAAGAGGCUUUUAAAAAAUCGCAAACUACAGAUUAUGCGUCGGCUAAAAGUGACGAAGACAAGUUAAAAGCUGAAAUAGAGAGAUUAAAGAAAGAAGGUUCUAGAUUAGUUGAAGAAGAGAAAAUACGUUUAAAACAAAAAAUAAUCGACGAUUUACGAAAUGAAAAUUCUGGUAAUUGUUACAGUGAAGACGAAUGUCGAGUAAAAAUUAAAUGGAAAGUGGCUGCUGACGAUGUGAAUAAUGGAGGUUAUGAUUAUGAUAAUCUGCACAGAUUUUUAUCAAAGCAUGGUGAUAUUUCAGUAUUAGUGUUAUCAACUGCUAAAAAAGGUAGAGCCUUGGUCGAGUAUACAAGUGGAAAAGCUGCACAAUCGGCAGUAAACUAUGAAAAAGGAUUAGUGACCAAUCCUCUCAAAUUAGAAGGAGUAUGGGAAAAGAAUAAAACAAAACAUAAAACUUACAUCAAUACAAAUACAUUAUUUACUGGAAUUAAUUUAUUUCCUUCGGCCGAAGGAUCAAUGAAUACAAAUAGAAAUCAUGUUUCACAAGGUCUCAGUUUUUCCUCUGCACCGGACAUAUUUAAUACUCGAUCUAACAACGAUUCUGAUUUAGAAACUAUAAUUUUAAAUAAUUUGAGAAGGGCAGAAGAACGUAAAAAAUUAAUAGAGCAAAUGCAAGCUGAAGAUGAAGGAACAUAA